This is a messenger RNA of Vidua chalybeata, 2263 nucleotides long. It is a transcript of the gene HORMAD1, whose product is annotated as HORMA domain containing 1. NCBI's taxonomy places the organism in Eukaryota, Metazoa, Chordata, Aves, Passeriformes, Viduidae. The record is from RefSeq and is a predicted model, not a curated record. The transcript has 14 exons. The coding region runs from base 207 to 1304 and encodes 365 amino acids.
GCGGGCGUCUGCCUUCCUUCAUCUGCCUUCUCUCUCCUCACAUUCUCCUGCGGUUUUUCCUCCGUUAUCUCUCAGCUCACCCACACCUAGCCUCCGAGUUUUGUUGCCCGCCGCCCCGCGCUGCUCUGCAGUAUUGUGUCUUCGCGCUUUCAUCCUCUGUUUGCCUCAGUUUCCCUUGAGGAAGCAGGCACAGGAGUCUCUGCAGAAUGGCAACUGCUCAGAAGCAAAGGAGUUCUGUGAGUGCAGUUGUAUUUCCCAAGAAAAUAGCCACGGAGCAGCAAUCCCUGAUGCUGGUGAAGAGGCUCCUGGCAGUGGCAGUGUCCUGCAUCACGUACCUGAGGGGAAUCUUCCCUGAAAGUGCCUAUGGAACCAGAUACAUGGAUGAUGUCUGUGUCAAAAUUCUGCGGGAAGACAAAAACUGUCCUGGCUCUACCCAGCUGGUGAAAUGGAUGUUAGGAUGCUAUGAUGCCUUGCAGAAGAAAUACCUGAGACAGAUUGUCCUAGCAGUCUAUACCCAGACAGAAGAUCCUCAGACAGUCACAGAGUGUUACCACUUCAAGUUCAAGUACACCCACAAUGGGCCACUCCUGGAUUUUGGCAGCAAGGACAAGUCAGACUCCACCAUCACCUGUGCAGACACCAAGAAGGCCAGCAUCCUCCUCAUCCGCAAGAUCUACAUCCUGAUGCAGAACCUGAGCCCCCUGCCCAACGAUGUCUGCCUCACCAUGAAACUCCUGUACUAUGAUGAGGUUACACCCCCUGAUUACCAACCUCCAGGGUUCAAGGAGGCCAAGGACGAGGGGCUGCUCUUUAAGGAGGAGCCCAUGUACCUGAACGUGGGGGAAGUGCCAACACCUUUUCAUCUGCUGAAACUGAAAAUUACAACUGAGAAACAGCGCAUGGAGAAUGUUGAUAAGAGCAUCCUAAAGCAGAGAGAGACUGCUGAGCCUCUCCAGGUGUGUGGAGUGAGCAGAGAUGACCCAGAAGAAGAGAGCCAGGACAUGAAUGAGGAUCCUGUCUUGGAUAAUGAAGUGGAAGAUAAGAAUCAUGUGAAUAUUUCAGAAGCUCCAGAAAAGAAUUCAACUCAUGAAGAGGAAGCUGGAUGGAUCCAGACUCCCCCCCAUGUUUCCAAUCCUCAGGUUGAUCAUUUGACCCGUAAAACGUCUGAGCUGAUUGUGUCAGAGAGCAGGACAAGAAGUGGAAAGAUAUUCCAAAGCUGCAUUGUGCACCAGGCUGAGCUCUCCUCCAGCCAGGAGGUGCUGCCCAAAAGGAGGAAGCUCAGCGAGCCCAAGGAGCAGUUUUAGCUGCCCAAAAGGAGGAAGCUCAGCGAGCCCAAGGAGCAGUUUUAGCUGCCCAAAAGGAGGAAGCUCAGUGAGCCCAAGGAGCCGAUUUAGUUGCCCAAAAGGAGGAAGCUCAGCAAGCCCAAUGAGCCGUUUUAGUUGCCCAAAAGGAGGAAGCUCAGCGAGCCCAAGGAGCCGUUUUAGUUGCCCAUCUCCCGCUGUCCCAAGUUCUCCACUCCUGUUUGGUUGUUCCACGAGACUGUUGGGUUUGAAGGAUCUGUUCUGCUCCAUUAGCAGUCCCAUGGCAGUGUGUUUUUAAGGAAGGAAAAUGUCCGAAAGCCCAGCUGAAGGAUUCCAAACUCAUUUUGUACAGGACCAUCAGGCAGGAUCAGAAAUCCUUGGAUUUGGGGGUUUGUGGGUUGGCUCCAGGUCCUGAUGGUGCUGGAGGAAAUUCAUCCCCCCAGCACAAGCUUUCACCAGUGCCUCUGGGCUCUAGUUCUGAGCUGAGGACCUGCCUGCCCCAAAACCUCUGCAGUUUUGGCAUGAUUUCCAGAGGGUUGGGCUGUCAGUUACAGGCUGUUACAGUUUUGAGGUUACAGAUUUUGCUUUUCCUACUGGGACAGUUGGAGGAAGAGUUGAAUGCUUUGCAUUUCUUCCAGACCAGAAGCACCAUCCUCAGGUGAAGAACAAGCCCUCUUCACACCUUAAAUUCCAGACUCCCUGCCAGACGCCGCAGGGAUUUCGGCAUCCAUGCCACGAGGAGCCACGGCAGCGUCUGUUCCAAGGUGUGGGAGCGCUGGGGGCACUGGCUGUCCCUAGAAGGGUUUAUGGCGGGGGUGGGACGCGGGGCCGAGCCCUCCUGCACCCCAAACCGUUCAUUGGUAGGGGAUGGGAGUGGAGCCGUUCCCGCCGGCGCGGCCGGGGACAGCUGAACGUGUCUUGACGGUUUUGACUUUUAAAUUAACAAUGUCCGUUCAUCAUCA